This is a messenger RNA of Acanthaster planci (crown-of-thorns starfish), 12492 nucleotides long. RefSeq lists its product as uncharacterized. The record is from RefSeq and is a predicted model, not a curated record. Gene Ontology annotation, molecular function: protein dimerization activity. NCBI's taxonomy places the organism in Eukaryota, Metazoa, Echinodermata, Asteroidea, Valvatida, Acanthasteridae.
GCAUUGAAUAGCGUGCUCGAAAAGUUUGCACGAAGUGCUAUAUUCUACGGCUUGUAAGCAAGAAAUCACUCCUCAGCAGCUGCCAAAAACCGACCCCUAAAUUUAGAUACUGGUUUUAAAGGCUACUACUCGUGGUGUGUCAUUAUUUCACAGCCAACGAUGUCGCCGCUCUCGUUCAGCUCGGGUGUCGGAUCAAAAUUAUGACAGCUUAACUUUCAAUCCAAGAUGUUUGCAGCAAAGUUGAAGAUAAAUGCAAGGAAGUCCACUCACAGUGGCAAGGUGCAUCUUGGAACGCCAUCCUUCCAAGAUCGACACUGGCAGGAUGCAUCAAGUUACUCCCCUACUGCUGCACAGGAUAGGACAGCAGGCGAGAAGUCGUCGUCUUCCUCGGCUAGCAAAUCAAAAGAGAGAACUGUCUGGGAUACAAAGUUCACACAGCCUGAACCAGUGCAUCCUGAAAGUACUGACGACGUGAUUUGGGUGUCAACGAGAACCACAGUAGCUCCCAAAUCCUGUCUGAAGCAGAAAGUGAAAGAGGGCGUUUCCAGUUUAGAGCCUCAGUCAAAGCCUGACCGAAAUAUCUUUUCAGCUCUUGGCAAGCCUGUCAAUACCAGCAAGAGGGUGUCUGAUAAGAGGCCUUCAGCUGUUGAUCGUGGGAGUUUCAUGCCACAUCAGUCAAGCAGUGCUUCCAGAAGCCUCUCCUGUCCCGGAAAAAGCAGCAGUGAGUUUGUUUUCAAGAAGCCCACAGCACCCCCGCCCUUUUCUCGCACACAUAUGUCCUUGGCUGGUUCUGGUAACAGAAAGCAGAAGCUUUCCUCAAGCAUCACUACACAGGAUCACCCUCAACAAGGGAAUAACCUCAAGAGUGGAGGCAGUGUUACCUCCACAGCAAAAGCUCAUGCUGGAGGAAAGAACAAGAGACCGCAGUGCAGCAUUUCUCUUUCUGAGCUUUCAAAGUCUGAUGGAAUUAUUCCCAUUUUGGAAAGGAAAGAGAUUUUUACUCCAAAAAGUGCCUUAAGUGGACUCAAAAGUUCCAUUGACAGUUCUCUAAAUUUAGAACUUGGUGGAAAAUGUAAGAUGAAACUUUCGUCCCGUGGGCAGCUUGGAAAAGGCAAACUCCAGAAUUCAGGGCAAACACAAAGGAAAAGUACAGGAAAGCCUGGUUCUGGGAACCUUGGAAAAAAAGGAGAACGUACAGAGAGCUCUUUUGAUGCAAUUGAGUCAGGUUUUCACAAGCUUGGAGAUAUUCAUAAUAUUGAACAUUGUGGAGGACUUGGAGAUAUCGGCGAUCUUGGCGGACUUGAAGAAACUGAAGGAGAAUUUGGUGGCCUUGGAGAACUUGGAGGAUAUUGCAAUCUGGCAGGGCUUGAAGAUAUUGCUGGAUUUGAUGAUGUUGGAGAUGAAAUGAAUGGGCUUGAAGAAAUUCAUAGAUGCAGAGAACUGGAAAAACACACGAGCAUGAGCUUGAAUGCAAGACCAAAAAAAAGUAUGGGUGUAGACAUUCCCCAUUCAACCUUGUCUUCCAAAUCACAUAAAAUUAGUACAGCAAGAGUUGUGUCUUCAAAGCCUUGCCAAACAACAGAUAAAUUUCAUCCAAGGCUGUUGAAGACCAUUCACACCAAAAGCACAAGCAGAAAAUCUGUGGCCAGAGGUUCCUCCUUAAAAGUUGUGACAAAUGGGCCUGCUGUCAAGAAGUCAUCAGUCUCGCAGAAUGCAUCAACUGUUGCAAAGAGCCAUGUUGUGAUUGACCUCUGUAAGCCAUCAUCCUCACGGAAAUCUGUGGGCACACGUGUCAGAUCCACAGCAGCUAGCCCUCAUCGUCAUGGUUAUAAUUCUCAAUUAGUUUCUCAUCUUCAACCCAACAUAAGCACUGCUCCUGCGAUGAAUGAUGAUUGGACACAGGUCCAAAAGAAAGGGUCUACAGGAAGGCUACAAUCAUCUCAUAAAUGCAAGUCAUCAACAAGUAGGAAGGAUGUCCUAACUUCUGAGAUCAGUGGUAUUUCGCAGAAGACCUCUGACAAGUGUCGGUCACAAAAUAUAGAAAGCAAAAGCAGUUCUUCAGUAGAGGACACAAGCAAUGCCCAUAUUAACAAAAAAGUAUCAGAGAAGAUAACCAACUUGGAUAAACCAAUUGUUCCCCUGGAACGAUUGGAAAUCCGUUUGAGCCCCAUGAAAAUUCAGAGUGGAGGCUCGUGGGAGCAGGAUGAAAUUGACGGUGUAUUGUUUACAUCCUUCAGCACACAGUAUGAACUUGAAUCAUAUCUCAAAAUGCAUCCUCAAGAGAUGUCAGCACAACAGGGUACAGGCACCUGUUGCAUGCCCUCCCAACUCCAAGCUAGCAGUCCUGCUGGUAGCAGACCUCCAAAUCAUCAAAACAAGGUCAAACAGCUUGAGCAGCAACUUACCAAAUAUUUACGAAGCAGUGCCUGCAAUGAAGUCUUGCAUCCAAGGCUUGUGCGCCGGGGCUUGUCCAUCAGACGUGACUUAAUUGGAAAUAGAGUGAAUAGCAUUAAUUUGAGAGUAUAUGGGAUUCGCUGGGAAUCCAGGAAUAAAAAGGGUGUACGUAAGUCUAGCAAGAGGAAUCGUUUGACUGGGUCCAAAAGGCUUAAGCCUUUUUUCAGGACUGCGUGUAAAAUGAGCCCCAUAAAGAAUUGUUCAGCAACUCCAACAACAGGACUGAAAAUUAAGUUCACUAUGCCAAGGAAGGACUCAAAGGAGGUCAAAGAGUCCAAGGUGAACACAGAGCCUCCCCCUGGCAAGCACACUGAACUGUCAGUGGCAGAAGCAGAAUCAGCUACAGAAAAGACAGUUCAGAAAAUGCCUCCUGAAGAGAGUAUUCCUUUCAAGCCCUUUGAGAAGGAAGUCUUGUCUUCCAAGUCUGCCUUUGUCAGUGAUGCUCUGGACAAGUACUUGCUGGAUUUGGAAAAGCAGUCGUCAACUGUGACUAGCCCGAGCCAUCCUCUUCUCCAAAGCAAGGCUUCCUCAGUCACCUUUAAGAUGCCUUCCAAGCAGUCCAGCUACAUUAAGACCUUAGACACGGCCCUUAAAGAGAGGCAGAUGGCUAAAAACAAAUGCAAAGUGCCAACAGUGGCAGAAACAGCUCAGAAGCUUGCCAACAACUUGAAACAUACCUCUGCUGUGUUCAAACUUUCAGACCCACAAUCCUCCCCUGUGGAAAAAGAAUCUCUCAGUUCCAGUGUCAAGGCACUUUCAUCAGAUUCUAUUAAAGCAGGAGAUACAGAACUUCCAGUGCAGGACCAAACAGUGAAACCCGACCACCGAGAUGUACAAAUCAAUAAAGUGAAUAUCUCACCGAAAUCCAGACGCAAAGAUGCAUAUCUGGAAGAGAAGAAACGCUUCUUGGAGGAGAGACUGGAGAGUGUGAAAAAGAAGUUGAAAGAAAGCACUGCUUUUCUCAAGAAAAUUCCGAAUAAAAGCAAAUCUCAAACAAGUUGGGCCACCAAAUUGAAGAUAGUGAAUAGCCGGCUGGUUCAGCAGCUGAAUUCCCCUGGCCAAAAUGCUCAUCUCAUCAAGGCCAAAGAAGCAGCUUCAAACAUCAGUCAGCGGACAGGAAUUCAAAUAAAGACCGAGAGAGAUGCCACAGCAAACGACCAUUCUUCAGAUUCAGAGCACCAGCCAAGUGUUGAUGCCAAAAGUGGAAAAGUUACUGGAAGAGGAAAAAGUAAGGUCACACAGGAGUUUGUGAGACUUGACCAGCAGACUACAUGCAACAAGGACUUCUGCCGCCUUGGGUGUGUCUGUGAGAGCAUCAACCUCAACUUGCCAGUGGAGCGUUUAACCAAGCACUGUAGGAAGGCGGACUGCAUGUUUGAUUGCACUUGUCAGCGCAACAAUAUCCGCAUUCUCCGCAACAGGAAGAGGCCCACUAUCUUCCAGGAGAAGUCCAUGCUCUUCUAUGAUGGAGUCGGGAUGUUCAGCAACAGUAAUGUCGGUUUUGUGGAGGAGCCCACUAGCCCACUUGAAGAAAGGGAAAAGCCGGGAAUACUCUCAAAAUCUGGUGUUGGAACUUGUGCACGGGCUACCAUGUACAAGCCGAAACCAAAGCACCAGCCAAAAGAAACAAAAAUUGAGGAUACUCCAAGCAAACUGGUAUCGGGCAAUCCCCAAGAAAAGCAGCAGGUUCAAAGAGCAGUCAGUACUGAACCUGAAGCAGCACCACAGCAGAGUCUUCCCAAGCAAGAUCCUAGCAUUUCCCAUUUACAAAUUGUUCCAAAAACACCUUUCCCGAUGGUCAAACAGGAGACAGCUCAGUCACAAAAGGGCCGGCCGCCAAACACCUCUGAAUCGAGUAAGGCUGUUGUCUCUGAAACAAAGGCUGGGGAAGUGGUUCCCAGUGUUCUUUAUGCUCCACUUCAAGUACCACUCUCUGGUAAGAAAGGCACAGUUGUCCUAUAUGCACCUAUCAGCACACUGCCGUACAUGGUACAGAAAGUUCCAGUUGUUGCCAACUUGCAACAAACAUCCAGCAUGCAAGCAGCAGCUGUAGGCAAACCUACCCCAGUAUCUGCACUUAACUCUGAACCAAGUGUACAAGUCACUGUGAACAGUGACCCAAAGAUUCACAACAAUAAGGUGAAGCCUGUAGCUGUAAUAAGUCCCACAUCUGCAAGCCAGACAGAUUGUGAUAAAACACCAGUAAGUAGCACUGCAGUCAGUGUGCAGGAUGUUCAUUCUGUAUCACCAGGUGGCACAGAAGAUAGUUGGAGAGUGUGCAAGAUUUCGGAAUCUGGGCAACUCGGUGGUGUUUUUAAAAUGUCUUCUCAUGAAACUGUAACAAAGCAUCACGCAUGUAUAAAGGAGGUGAAUAAACUGUUGAACAAAUCAAGUGAGAUGCCUGCAAAUGUCAGUGCUACGGAGAAAGAAGAAGAAAGGGGACUUACUGUGACCUGCCCCAAGAGUACUACAUGUACCGAAAACGACCUAAAUGGCAGUGUAUGUAGGGCAGAGGGAGCCAACAACCAAGAGUCUGAAUCCUCUGAAAAGCAUACAAAUACCACCAUAUCGUCAUCUUCCCUGCAGGAAGCCAAGGAACUGACCAAAGUUACUGAAAGCAGCACUUUUUCUGAUUCUCAAAAGCCCAAGGAAAAUGUAUCUUCUGAACUGACUAAGAAACUUGAGAUUAGUGCUGCCACUGAGCAGAACCAAGUGGACAAUCCCACUUCUGCAACCAAAUCAAGUUUUGAUAGUACCUCUACUUCUGCUACUGAACACCCAAAGACUGUCUCCACAUCAGGUGUCCAAGUAAAGGAAGUGUCCCAGGAUACUGUGGUAGCAUUGAAUAGUGUAAGGGAAAAGAUAAGUGCCGUUGUUACAAAGAUAAAAAGUCCAGUUGGAUCACCUACAACCAGCCCAACUGCUGGGUCUUCACAUGUCCCAUUAAACCUUGUUAAAGCAAACAAACUUUUAAAUCAGCUGUCUGUUUCAGAAACCUCUGGUGCUGCAGUUGCAGAUACGAACAAGAAGCUCAAUUCUAUUUCUUUAAGCCUUCCAAAAGUGAUUCCAACAAACCCAAAUACAACAGUGAGCAUGCCUGGCAAGGCUCUAAAAGUUUCAGCAUUUUCAAAUACUGCAGAGCAAAAGGGAAUUGAAGCAAAUAAACCAAAGCUAACUAAAACACAAGUCUUUCUCCCGGGGUCGUCGAUGUCUGCCAUCAACACAAAAAAUUCAAGUUCAAGUGCUCGUUCUCCUCUUCUGAUUGAAAUACAGUCAGAAUGCAAUUGGUCAAAUACAAAAAAUGACAUUCUCAGCUCCAUUGCCAAGCACACAUCCAAAGGUGACGGUGCCCCCGGCGUCAUCCGUGUUGGUAAAUUUCUUGUCGAGAUACUCAGCAAAGAAGAACAAAAAAAUGUUGCUGUAUCUAUAAACACGAGUACAUUCAAGGAGGGGACACCACUAACUGUGGCAGCCACUUCUAGCAAGACAAUUGAGCGUACAACUCCAUUUCUUAAAACACCUAUAACUUCCCCACUUCAGCUGCCUGGCCUCAAACAGCCUGCCACGAAGCCAGGUCUUGGAACGCAUGGUUUACCCAGCAAUAACGCCCCACUGACCGACUUCAAGAAAUUCACGUUCCUGCCGAGCAAUCCUGUCAGCAAGGGGAUGAACUUUGCCAAGGCUGGGACCAUCACCACCGCAGUGAAACCAAGUAGUGCCCCCUUAUUAACCAGCCUUCCCCCAGGAAGCAUCUUGCUGUCUGAUGGCAAGAAGCCCUCUGGAUAUCUAGUGCCACUAAAGGCUGUCCAGGAUCAGCUGAAAGGUUCAUCAUCGGCUGCCAGUAGAGAUCCUGUUGCAAAGCAGCCACCAAGUCUGUCAACUCCAAGCUCAGUGAAUGGUGCAUCUGGUGUACCCACAACAGUAAUGCCAAGAUUGGGCCCAAUUGGCUCUGUCAGUUCACAGAAUAUAACCACAGCAGGUUCCUCCUCUGAACUUUCUUUGAGCAACCUGCAAAAGGCACCAAACAUAGCUACUCAAGCCUCUGCAGUACUUACAAUCACAUCUCCAACUGCAAACUCCCAAACUCAAGCUGUAACAUUGACAACUUCUACAGCAAGUUACAGGUGCACUGAAAACACAGGAAAAGCAUUUGCUGAGAGGAGCGAGAUAAGCAGGACCCCAACCAGUUUGAAUCCUGUGAAAUCAAAUCUCGGGCAAAUCACAACAGAAGUGCCUGCAAUUGUCCCAGUUUCUGAGAGCCAUGUGAGCAACAAUCAACACGGGCCUUUCUCCAAAGAUCCUGAUCCUCUUAAGCUUCAAGAUGCCAUUUUUCGGGGGGGUACACCUGAAGGGACACAUCAGCUUCCUCCAUCAGAGGCUAGCCAACCAGAAGUGCCCACAGAGGCUCCUGACUGCGCCAUUGACUCUGAUGAGUUUGUCGAUGUUGAGAGCCUUGAUGGCGUGCAGCCAAUCAGUCUACUUUCCAAGAAACACAAGCCCCAUCUGUUAAAACCCAAGCCAGCCUCACCGAGUCCGCCGAUUUUCCCUGUUGCGCUCACCUCGGAUGUCCCCCAACCACCAACAACUCAUGUUAUCAUUGCCCCAAAAAGCUCACGCCGAAAGAUGGAGCACAAGAUGCGCCCCUCCUUGCUCAGUGAUGACCCAGUGGAGGAGAUUGAUGUUGGAACUUACAUGGUCCAGAGCCAAGGCCCAGACAAGUUUUCUUUUGGAAAGACAACACCUGCCAGGUUUGCUGCCCCUGGUGUCGGCCAGCCUGGCAACUCCAGACGCGGCAAGAGGAAGAGGAAGUCGCCUGUGAUUCAGCAGUCUGUCAUGGCACUGGAAGAACCAGAAUUCAUUGAGUCCUACUACGAGGUUUCCUCUGGUGAAGACGAUAAGGCAGAGGAUGAACCCAAGCGUUUCAAGAGGGAUAAGCCCAACAAGGUGUUGCAUCUGAUCAAAGAGCGCCAGCGACGCAGAGACCAAAGUGACCUCUUUGGAGGCCUGAAGUUCGUCUUGCUGAAUGAUAAAGACACCAAGGUAUCCAAGGUUUCUCUUCUUGCAAAGGCCUUUGAAGAAAUUAAACAGCUGGAAUUUAAAGCAUUUGAAAUCGAGGUGCAGGAAACCAGAUUGAAGCAGGAGAAUUAUCAGAAGCGGAGUAAACUGGCUUCACUGCUUGACUUGAACAUCUUGGACUUCCCUUCACCCAUCACUGGCCAACAAGACUGUGACUUCGCCGAUUAUAUUGGAGACCUGAAUAAUGGCAGUGAUGGCAUGGCAUCUACGGCACAGAGUGAAACCACCUCUCAGGAUUCUGAAUCCGUUGACAUGGACACCUCGGAUGACGAUGCUGACAGGGCAGACUGCGAGGAAGGAAUCACGAGGGAGCAGUAUGAACAGAUGAUGGGUCUUCAGUCGCAAGCACCUAAGGUCAAGCCGUGUAACAGUGAGAAAGAAGAGCUGACAGCAGAUGUCAGCAGUGAUAAACUCCUAUCUCAGACACUGAACAGUGAUCUCCCCUUGUCAAGUUGGCAGGCACCGGCACGCCAUCCAGGCCUGCCAGAGACCGUCCCAGGAGCUAGCACUGUGGCGAGGGUAGUUCCGAAGUCAAAACCAGCCACCAAUUCCAAAGAGAACUGCAUUGGGGUCCCCUCCAAGCACCCAGUCCCCGUUGCCCUCACCGCACUGCCCUUUGACCUCCACAAGACUAAUCCAUCAACAGACCCUGAGGUGACAAUCCCCAUGCCAGAUGUAGACCUUCUGAUGGAAGUUAGUUCGGGGAAUGUUUCACCAGAUCCGGAAGAGAAACUGAUGGAGUAUAGGAAACAAGUUGACUCAAACUCCCCUCCCAGUAACACAACAGAAGUUCUUCCUGUUCAGAGUUCCAGUGGAACUAGUCUACCUGCAAAUGAAGUUGGCAGUCCAACUCCUGCUGAUCACUCAGCAAACCACUGUAAUCAAACAGGCAGUGUUGAUACUUCAUGCAGCAGAGUUCAAACUAAAGCCAGUAGUGAAGUGGAAAUUGCUAUUAAUGAUGCAGACCAGAGUACCCUUAAAUUGACAGAAUCUCUCAACAGGAGCAGUGAUGCCUCACAUUUGUCAUUAUCGGCUUCAGGUGGAGAUGCCUCCACAACAGUUGUAAACAAAACUGCCCCUCAAGACGAAAUCAGUGUCUUGUCAUCAACAGAAGAUGAACCGAUGGGUAAUGUGUCUGAUCUCAAGAAACUCACCAAAGACAUUGAAAAAGUACAGUCAGAAGAUACGCACAACAGUGUCGUGACAGAGAAUAGUUCCUGUGUGUAUCUAGAUAGAGACAAAGAAGAUGAAGUCACACAGACAGAUUUGCCGUCUACCAGUAAAGGGGAUGACUUUGGUUUCGUACUCCAUGAGGAACCCAGCAUAAAUCCAUCCUUGGGUGACAAACAAUCCAAAGCCCCGGGAGAACGCCAAGGAUCCCCUUACAAGAGCAACCCAUCCAGAGCAGCUGAUAGCAAGGCUGCAUGUCCAGCUGUAGCCCCCGUCUCAGCCAACCCAGCCAAUCUGAGUGUAGUCUCCAUUGAAACAAGAGGGGGCGUGGUCCGUGUCACCUGCAACAGUGGGGAGAUCAUACCUUUAGCCGUUGUCAAAGCCAGUGCCGAUGGCACUAUGCAGGUAGCGGUUGAGGGUGACAUUUCCUCAGAGAAGGUGGAGGAGCUCUUGUCCAAAUCUGAAGUGAUGGAGUGCUUGGAGAAAGUGGCUGACAGUGCCUGUGAGAAAUUGGAGUCCUGACAGAAAUUGGACUUGUGAUACUCCUUGGCUACAAAGAGGAACUUUACUGUAACAGUCCUGAAUUCUCCAAUGGUUGCAGGAUUGUGAACUGUUCAGAUCAAUCAAUGUUGUACUUGCAGUUGGGAUUUGAAACCAUUGUGGUCUCUGUGCACACUAUAACCUCAUCAUUCAGUGAAAAAGUUCAAGUUCAAACAGCUGCUUGGUCAGGGCUUGCUGGCCGUUCCUUUUACAUGUAUACGCACAUUUCUCCCAUGUGGAUUUGUAUGCAUGCAGUUGACAAAAAUUACCACUGUUGGCUGAAACCAGUGCUGCAGGUUUACGUACUGUGCUUUCAUUCACCUCUCAUCGGUGCAGUGUCUCUCUUAACCUCCUGGCCCGGAGACAGGCAAAAACUAUUUAGGAUGGGUGUGUUCAAAAGUUUCAACCCCCCCAUCCGUUUCAGCUAUCAUUAAACAACGCAUGGAAAUAGGGGCUCAGACAGCACCAAGGGGCUGUCCGUUUCAAAAAUGUUGCUGGGAGUCGACAGGCAGUUUUUAAUAUGGCACGAGAAAGGACGGGCAGAUAUUAUAAUCCAAGAUGAAACCCUGCAUAGGUACAUAUAUGUCAGGUAAAUGUGGAAUCUCUCUCACAGUUCAAAAUCUGUUAAGAUGUGGCCUCUGUCAUGAAGGCUGUGGGGUUGCGGACAGUUUGGUGUGGAAUUUGACGCAUACAUGUAACAUGUCCUUGUUUGACUCUUGGUCAGACAAAAGCAGGAUUUGUUGCUGAAAUUCGUGAUCAGGUUCUGUUUCUGUCGUAUUUCUUCCAAAUCAUGUAACUGAAAGAUUGUCUUGGUACAUGUAUUUUCCCUAGUGCAUGAAUUUGAAGAGGGCAGUUUUGAUGCCAGUGCCAAGAUGUUAAAAAUGGGAAAAUAUCUGUUUGGUUUUGGAUCCAGCUUUUGUGGAAAUCUAUAUUCAUUGCAUGAGAUCACUGUGCAGUUUCCUAAUUCUUUGCAAAUAGACAUUUGUGUGCAUAUAUGGCUACAGAGAAGCUUGAACGUAAACCUAUUCCAAUCCAAAAUUGAUGCUACAAACAAUAUUGCACCCACCGAUGAUUUGAGGACAGAUCCCAUGCAAUAAAAGUGUCCAGACCUUUCUCUGUUGCAGUAUCCUCAUUAGAGUGUGCUUUGAUCAGGAGGUAUUGUGGGGAAGAAGUUAUGUGUAUUUAUGUUCAUAGGUGUCAUGAUUUCGUAAGUUAUUUGCUUUCCACUUGAACCAAGAUUUGCAUGAUCGGUACAAAAUGCAAACCAAAUACCAACAAUUACAUCCAGUCAAAUGUACUUCAAACUUAGUUGUCCUUUCACAAUUUUCUAUAAGGAGUUAACCACGUCAGGGAACAGUCAGUAGAUGCAUUCAACAAAGUAUUUCAUGUAAUGUUUUGGCCCAAAGCCACCCAUGCUGGUGAGAGCCAUUGCUUAUAUCAAAAACCGUCUUUAGCUCACUCUUCUUGAAAGGUGUCAUAAUGGUUUUGUUCUCUUGUAAACGCUCUGAAUUAAUUUAUGUUGCUGCUGGGCUGUCUUCCCUCAGUGUGAAACCUUGCAUGUGAUAUAAACAUCUUUGUAAACUGUAAAAAAUGAUUGCAUUGAAUCAUGUUAAUAUCGCAAACUCUCUUUCUUGAGUAUGAGGGGAUUAUUUGAUGUAAAUUUUUUGAAGGCUUCACGUUUUUCUCCCUUUGAGGAAUUAUGUGACUGGUUGUUUCUUUCUGUAUUUUGAAUUAAAAAAAAAAGUAAUCAUUGGAGAGAAACUUUUUUAUUCAAAUGGAGAAAUAUGAAUUUGGAUUAAUUCUAGUCACAAUCUUAGCACCCCUUAAACAAAGGUGGAAGGUAAAUUGACAAGGUGUUCUGUAUGUAGCAAAAUUUUUAUUUUCUUAUACUUGGUUUGUUGUUAUUUGAUAACAUUGAUUGAAUUAUUGCUUGGAGCAAAAGUGUCCACAAAAAAGAGAAACUUUGAAUGGGCACUCACAUUUUAAUUUUGCUUGUGAACUGUUACUUGCAUGUUUAUUAGUUGUGUUAGUCGUAUGUGUACUUUCGUUCAGCAACAUAUGAAAUGUUGAGUGCAAUCGCUCAUUGUGCGCAAUGGCUCGAUCUUUGUGCACUAUUUGUUAAUAAUUCUGCCAUCAGCCAAUCGCGUUUUCUAAUUUUCGGUUGUGAAAGAUUUUUUCAAAAUAGGGACAAAUGGGGAGGUUAAAGUUGGAGGUUUCAUGCAGAAUCGUCCGAUCACGCAGAGCAAUGUGACCUAAGAAUCUGACCUAAAUCUUAACAAAUAUUAAAUGAGGAUGAGCAACAUUACUGAGUGAAUUAAAGUAAUACUGUGGGAAAGCUAUUUUAACAACUGAGUGUAAAAUAUAUUUAACCAAAUUGUAAUCAAAAGUUAGAUGCAGAGUUGAAAAGCAAGUGCUUGAAAAGAGUGAUGUACACCAGAUGUCGGUGUGUUCUUGUAAUAUUGUUUUAAUAUAUUCAAAGGAAGUCUCGCUUUAUCUUGAAUGACUUACCCUAAGCAUCUAAGACAUUUGGCAUAUGCACACCUCUGGAACUGACAGAUACAUGCGCAUUUAUAGUUGGUUGGAUUGCUCCCUGGAAUUGUGUCUGUACCUGAACAAUGCUGAUGAAGGCUAGUAGCCAAACAGUGUGCUUUGGACACAGCCUGUGCAUAAUCUGGUUCCUAAGCCCCCCAUUGCAGACCAUAAGUAAGGAAGAUACCAGUGCUGUAUAUUGGCAGUAUUAGUUUGGACUUUUACUGCUGUUUCCCCAAAUGCCAGGACAUAUAUAAAAUGUUUUAAUUUGGAGUAGCUGUAUUUAAUUUGAAUGACCUGUUUUGGUUUUAAUGAACAAUUUUUAAAUUGCAAGGAAAGUUGUAUUGCUUCUCAAAGUAGUAAGGACUUUGGAAGAGGAUUUGGUGUAAAAAUGAAUAUUUUGAAAACUUUCAUGCUUACCGUAGGUUUGUGUAAAUAUAAAUACAUGUACGUGUAUUUUGAACCUUUUGAUUCUUUUAAGAGAGCUUAAUUGUGUAUGUGUGUAUUAAAAAUCUGGAAUUAUAUUUGUUUAAUAGAGUAGUUUUGAUUAAUAUGCAACUGCUUUCUUGAGAAUCCCAUAUUUUCUUGUACAUGGGUAAAUGUACAGGUUGUAAUAUCUUUUGUUAUUUGAACUUCCCUCAUGAAGAACUAAAUCCUGCAUUAAAGUGCACUCCUAUGAUCAACAAUAAAUAAUGACAAGGAGAGACACAUCUUCCACGAUCA